Messenger RNA from Alosa sapidissima (American shad), 5296 nucleotides. RefSeq lists its product as uncharacterized. Lineage: Eukaryota; Metazoa; Chordata; Actinopteri; Clupeiformes; Clupeidae. Bases 46 to 5181 code for a protein of 1711 amino acids. The transcript is spliced from 40 exons. The record is from RefSeq and is a predicted model, not a curated record.
GAAGAAAAGUCUGACUUUCUGUCAAAACGAUAGAAAAAAUAACUCAUGAUACAAAAUACACGUCUACAAAAAAUACUGACAUUUUGGAUUUGUUUAGCGUUAAACAUGUGCCCCAAUCAAUCGAUGAGGGUUCGUAUACUCCUUGGUCUUAUGCUGUAUGUGAAUCAUACCCUCUGUUCAGUCAUCACCCCUCCUCCAUUGGGGACCUUCGUGAUCUCAUGCCAUGAACGCAAUUUUUGGGUGUCUGUGAAGUCCAGCUUUUUGGGUCACAAGGUGCGCUUUGAUAUUGAAGAUGGAACUGGCAUACACCUCCUAUCUAGUCAGAGAGCUGCCGAAUGUGGGUACACCAUUCUGUUCGAUCACCAUGGAAACCUGGUUUUCCGUGUGUCAUACCUGGCCUGCUAUGUGGACAGUAAGGCAGACUCUGAGUUCUGGCUGCAGCUAUGGUUUGUGAACUGGCAAGCAGGUGGGCGUGUGAGGGCCUAUCCCCUACACCUGCACUGCUUCCUACCCCAGCCUUGGAGCCCCCGUGAUGUCAUCUGUGAGGAGAACUACAUGGAGGUUUCUAUUAAGCCUCAGAUCCCAGCUCCUCACAACCAUAGCGAGAAGUGGAUGGAUGCUCCGCCCAUGUCAUCUGAGGCGAAAGAGCAGCUGAAACAGGAUGGCCUGGUAGUGUUCUACAUGCCAGGAGUGGUCAAGGAGCCCCCCCGGGCUAUGAGGGAGAUCCUGUCGUUAGGAUACGUCAUUAACGUCACAGAAACCCGCAUUGUAUUCCGCUGCGCUUACUCCUCUCCCCGGUCUCACACACUCACGGACAAAGGAGUGUUGGUGGAGGUAGUCAGUGCUUUCAUUCAGAUCCAGACUCAAGGGCUUGUGACAGUGAUGGAUGUCUCAGUGGCAUGCAUAAAGAGUGAUGCUGUGGUGGAAGGGGAACAACUGGUGUGGUUGUCUCCCCUAAUCCUCAGUCCACUGGUUCACGGGGUGUUCAAAGAGAGGAGUGUGAGGCUCGGGGUUGGUAGACAAGCCCUAAGCGAGUGCACAGUCCGUGACCGUGGCUACAAGAUCACGUCAAAUGACGGAGUGCUGCAGGUCAGGAUCCCAUUUGGUGCAGAGGGAACACACACUCGGAGUGCUGGAGUAAAGGGGCAGCUCUCCAAGGUCAUUUCUCUCGACCUUUUCUUCAUGCAUGAGUGGAAGGAUGACCUUUGGCCUCUAACCCAACACCGCACCUUCAGAUCUCUCCACUCCCUCUACCUCCCCCACACACCAGUACUCAUCAACAACACUGUGUGUUCUGAGAAGACCUUCUCCGUCACGGUGGGGGUGUUCCCAUGGGAGAUGUCCCUUAAGGAUUUAUCCAUAGGAGGGGAAGCUGUGGCAUGGCCAGAAGCCCAAAAACAGGCUCUCCAUUUCUCCCAGGUCCACUUCAGGAAUGGGAGCUUCAUUUAUCAACUGAGAGUACCUUUCUCGUAUCCAACUAUAUCCCAGAAGCGCAUGAGAGGAGGCUAUAGGAGGCUGAGCCUGGCUUUCACUCUAACCUUCAGUCUGAAUGCUGAACAGUUCGACUACAGCGCCACCGUAGUCUGUGAUGAGAAGGAGACAGACACUGGUCCAUGGCUGGAGGGAAGCUGUAAAGAGAGCAGCGUGCAGGUCCAGCUCCACUACGGCUCCAGAGAGCGGCCGUGGGAGCUGCGUCUGGGUGGCUGGCCGCUGGACUGGGAGCUGAUGGAGCUGGGGGACUACCAGGUGGAGCUGGAGGAAGAUUACCUCAUUGUGGAGCUCCCGCUCUCCGCACCUGGCGUGACCUAUGAGAGCCUGACACUCCAGAGUGUAGUAGCGAAGGUAGAGGCGAGCGUAGUUGAGCUGGACUCCAUCCAUGAGCAGCACACCCUAACGCAGCGCUGCAGCUUCCCUGUCCGAGAUCUUCUGGCAUGUCUUCCCGAGGGGAGAAUGGUGGUUGUUGUAGAUACAUCUCGGACCCUCCCCCCUACCCCACCGAACAGCACCACCCUAAUGGAUCCAUCCUGUGGCCCCAAGCAAACAGACAGCACCAGAGCUCUGUUCAACUUCACCCUUGACUCAUGUGGUACAACUCAGACUGUGGAUGGAGAUUACCUGGUAUAUGAGAACCAAGUCAUUUACACCUAUGAUCUACAACCAACAGAUGAGCCGGUCAUCCACAGACACUCCCCUUACAGGCUGACCAUUCAGUGCCGGUUUCCAGCCAAUCACACCAGCAUGGUCUCUCUCCGCCAUCUGAUGAACUCCUCUGCUUCCAUGCCACUGCCACCCAAAAAUGGCCACAGAUCUAAGCGCAGGCUUCAGUGGCAUUCCUUUGUUAGAGUGUGUGACCCUAAGGGAGUGGUCAGUGUAGUGACCACCACAGCCAUGGUUUUACCGCCGUUGGACCCAAACAGAACAUCCCUCCUGGAUAGCAGGUGCCGUCCAGUGGAGACGGACAACAGUCGGAUGCUCUUCGUCUUCACGGUGGACACCUGUGGGACAAAGAGUUGGAUGGAUGCAAACUAUUUGACCUAUGAAAAUGAGAUUGUCUUGAUAAGAGACAUUUUGCCACCGAAACCCACCAUAACUAGAGACUCUGACUUCAGGUUGACUGUUCGUUGCUAUUACCACAGUACUGGCAUCUCUGUUCUCUCUGUGGACAGCACACCUCGCAAAAGCUUUCUGACUCCUGGAACAGGCUCCAUCCUUGAGCUGAGACAAGACAAGACUCGAAAACGCUGUAGUCCCUCAGGCACAGAGGCUCACGGAAGAAGUCGCCCCAGAGCCAAAAGAGUGGGUAUACUCCUUACGGGAAUCCUGACCAAAUUUGGUUGUUUCUGUGAUCAAGAUGUGCCGUUUUCUGCUCAAUGCCUGGACCAUCAACUUAUGAUUGUUGUGUUCCUGCCUGAUGAAACAGAACCUCGCAUUGAAGCAAUAGUAGAUUCUCGGGGAACGUUUCCAAUCCCUGAGGGUGGUUGGGCCAAGUGUGGAUACACCUAUCAUGCCUCGCCAACACUAGGAAUUGCUGUUCUCCGAGCUUCUUACUUCUCUUGCUAUACUGGCAAUGAGGGUGAUGAGACCUUUACCUUCAACUUCCAACUGCUCAUGACCAAUCAUGAUGAGGAGAUUGUUCAUAGAAUCACAAAGACCUGUGUUCCUCAUCCGUGGUCUUACCGAGAGGUUUCUUGUGAGGAAAACUAUAUGGAGGUAUCUGUGCAGACUUCUUUGCCGUGUCCCUUGAUGCAGUCCUACAAAGAUGUUGAGCUGGCCUCUGCCCUUUCAAUGGCCCAAGAAGCAGCUACGUCCGUCUGGCAGAUCAUGUUCCUGAGGCAGGGGAAAGGGCCUGUUGUCCUGUCGGUGCAUGAGGCCCAGGAUCUGGGGUACUUUUUUGAUGUUACCGUGGGCCGUAUAGUGUUCCGCACUGCAUAUGGGCAGGAGUACUCUGUAACUGACAUGGUAAGGGGGCUUUGGGUUGAAGAGAUCCGUCCAGCUGUGUUUCUGCGACACGGGCUUGCUACCAUGGUCGUGGACCUGGCUGCUUCAUGCUCAAUGGAUGAUGGUUUGUAUGACAAUGGUGCCCUCAUAUGGAAGACUCUCACUGUGAUGGCUCCCAUGGUGUCUGCCCACUCUGGAUUUAAAAGCAAAGACAUUGGCAUUGGUGUGAAGGGUAGGCGCCUUGACCCCGACGUUGCGGCAGAAAGAGGGUUCAAGCUUGAUGUUGGCCCAGAAACUGUAGAGAUAUCCAUCCCAUAUGCUGCUGAGGGUGGCUUCAGAAAGAGUUUUGUGAUUGAUAACACGUAUCAUGAAUUCUAUGGUGUAUGCCUCUACUAUGAGCAUAUCUUCACGACGGAUAAUGAUACCCUUGAAAGCAGACUCCACUACAUCAAACCCAUGACUACUCCAGUCAUAUCCCAUACUCCUUACACAACUAAUUUAACUGUUCUUAAGGAGCGUGUCUUCACUGUCUAUGUGGGUGACUUUCCCUUUGAUGUGGAACUGGUUUCCGUGAGUCUGAAUGGGAAGGACAUGACCGUAUCGGAGGCUACACAGAGUGGUUAUCAGAUUUCCAAGAUUCUACAUGAUCAUGCCCAUGCUUAUACCAUUCGUGUUCCAUUUGAAGACCCUGUAGUCUCCAAAGUGUAUUUCGUGGAAGGAGUCCUAGAAUGUACUCUUGACAUACACUACGUUCUUCGCAUCUUGCUUCAGGAGGAUGAGUACUUCCAUUUUACCACUGUGGUUGCUCAUGUCAUGGAUGUCUACCCACCAUAUUUCAAUGGUCUCUGCAUGGAUAAUGGCAUCAAGUUCAGGACUGACCACCAGGAGUUUGACCACAUAUGGGAACCUGGUGUCGGUCCAUAUCCCCUCACACAGGAGCUGGCUGACACUCGGGGAUAUAUAAUGACUAACAACAGUCAGAGUCUGACAUUGGAGGUUCCCCUCUUCACAAUUGGUUACAAAUAUGAAAAUGUCUCGCUUGAGCAGUUUUUUGCCACGUUUGAAAUCCUCAUCAGGGAUGCCACAUCUGUGGAAGUUGUUCAGUCUUCAGGCAAGACCUGUCGCUUCCCCACCACUGAGAUGCUAGUGUGCUCCCCUGAGGGUGUUGUAACCGUGGUGACUGACCUCACUAAAGCCAAGCCUGAUGCAUUACCUUCCAAAACUACUCUGCUGGACAAGUCCUGCAAGCCCAAUGAAGCUGAUGAGACGAGAGUUCUGUUUAAAUUUAUACUCAACAGCUGUGGAACAAGAGUCCAGAUCUCUAAUGACUUUGUGACUUAUGAGAAUGAGAUCCUAUUUGAAGAGACAUUCAUGCCUGAGGAUCAACCAGUGAUUACCAGAGACUCUCCAUACAGAGUAAUACUGAGGUGUGUCUAUCCAGUGCAUGGGGUUAACAGACUGUUGAUUGAUCGGAGGUUUCAACCUGCCACCCCUGGCAAGGGAGCAAUGACUAUCCAGAAGCCGCUGAAAAGUCUGGUCACUGUGCCACCUAAAGUGAAGACCACUAAAGCGCCCACAAUAGUCACAAUGGCUCUAACGGUCUCCACUCUGACCAGAAAGACCCCCAGCACCAAGAGGCCACUGAAAAGUCCAGUCACUGCAGUUACAACAGCUCCAAUGGCCACUUUGACCAGCACCCAGAAGCCAGCCAAAUUUGUACUAGUCAAAUGGAAUAGAACAUGAUGCUGCCAUCUUGACGUGGGUGGGAGAUUCUUGUGUACUAACAUGAUUACAUAGGGUUGAAAGGAUUACAAAUGUAAAGAAGUGACUGGAUGAAUAAAUAUGGAUUUUUAUAAUA